This is a messenger RNA of Paramisgurnus dabryanus, 3009 nucleotides long. Its product is annotated as von Willebrand factor A domain-containing protein 5A-like. The record is from RefSeq and is a predicted model, not a curated record. NCBI's taxonomy places the organism in Eukaryota, Metazoa, Chordata, Actinopteri, Cypriniformes, Cobitidae.
UCAUAGCAAGAUUCCCGUAAACACGCCCAUGCCUUGGAUUUAGGAGCCGUUUUCGGAAAUGUUUCCCACACGAACUUCUGUAAUCGUCAUCGUCACAUUUAAACUUUUCAUCUGAAGUUUCCAGCUCUGAUUUAUUCAGUUGUUGGUGUUUCUCUCUAAAGAUAUUUGACGACUGAGAGUCAGAAUGAUGAACUGCGGUCUCGUGACUGAGCAAAAACAGCCAGUUCCUCUGAAGAGCAUCAGUGUUGAGGUGCAGGUGAAGAGUCAUGUAGCCACAGUCACCUCCACUCUGCAGUAUGUGAAUGAGGAAGAGCGCCACCUGGAGGCCUUGUUUGUGUUUCCUCUGCCUGCUGAUGCUGCUGUCUGUCACUUCAGUGCCAAGAUCGGAGAUCAGGAGAUUGUAGCAGAGGUUCAAGAGAGACAAACUGCGAGGGAUCGGUAUGAUGAUGCUGUGAGUUUGGGUCAGCAGGCGUUUCUGUUGGAAGAGAGUGAAGAAAGUUCUGAUGUGUUCAGUCUGAGUGUUGGGUGUCUGUCACCGGGUCAGAACGCUGACAUCACCAUCACAUACAUCACUGAACUCUCUGUGCAGGCCGACCACUCGCUGCGCUUCUGUCUGCCUGCUGUACUCAACCCCAGAUACACACCAGCAGGUUCAGAUGCUGGAAUAGUUUCAGAGAUUUCGUCAUGUGUCUCUGUUCCCUACACUUUGACUCUUAGUGUUCAUGUGAGCUCUCCAAACCCCAUCUCCAAACUAGAGUCCAACUGUACUCUGGAUCCUCUUGUGUUCCUCAACUCUGAUCACACUCAGGCAACGGUGAAUCUGAGUUCUGGUCACAAGUUUGAUAAAGAUGUUGAGUUGUUUCUGUACUAUCAGAAUACCCAUCAGCCCACUGCUAUAGUGGAGGCAGGAGUGACCACUGCAAAACCAGGUUCUCUGAUGAGUGACCCAGUGGUGAUGAUAAGUUUGUACCCAGAAUUCCCAGAGGAAGUGAUGUCAUCAUUAGCAACUCAAGGCGAGUUUAUUUUUGUGAUUGACAGAUCAGGCAGUAUGCGCUGUAUGAUGCAUAAUGGGGAAGGAGCACAGAUGCGUAUAGAAAGUGCAAAGGAAACUCUGCUGUUACUGUUGAAGAGUCUGCCCAUGGGCUGUUACUUUAAUAUCUAUGGAUUUGGCUCUCAUUUUGAGUCCUUCUUCCCUCAGAGUGUUUUGUACAAUCAGGACACAAUGGAUCAGGCACUGAAAAAAGUCAAUGAAAUGACAGCAAACAUGGGCGGCACAGAGAUUUUACAGCCCCUAAAACAAAUCCACAGUCAACCCUGUUACCCUGAACACCCCAGACAGCUGUUUGUCUUCACUGAUGGAGAGGUGGGGAACACUAAAGAGGUUCUGGAUCUUGUGAGACUUCAUGCGAAAUCUCACAGGUGUUUCUCAUUCGGGAUUGGUGAGGGUGCAAGUACCGCCCUCAUCACAGGAAUGGCCAAAGCGGGAUCUGGACACGCCCAGUUCAUCACAGGCACAGACCGCAUGCAACCCAAAGUGAUGGAGUCUCUCAGGUUUGCUCUUCAGCCUGCAGUGAACAAGAUCUCCGUGAAGUGGAAAGUACCAGAUGGCAUUACUGUUGAUACGCUGUCUACACCCAUCAAUGUGCUCUUUCAAGGUCAAAGGUCACUCAUUUAUGCCCAACUUAAAGGACAGAGUUCAGAAAGCUCUGAAGGAUCAGUGAUAGUUCAAUACAACCUGAAAGACCAACCAGUGACAAACCAGCUUCACUUCUGCCUUAAACCAACUGAGGACACUGGGUUGUCCAUCCAUCGACUGGUGGCCCGGUCUCUGAUCCGCUGUCUGGAGCAGGAGGAGAGGACAGGAGGUGUAGAUGUGGAGGAUAUCAAGAGGAGGAUGGUGGAGAUCAGUGUUGAAGCAGGAGUGAGCAGUGUUCAUACAGCCUUCAUUGCCAUUAAUAAACACAACAGAGAGGUUGUGAAAGGACCUCUGAUACAGAGAAGAGUACCAACACAAGUUAUGCGUCGAACUACCGGUAUGUACAUGUCAAGAAUUAGAAGGUCCUGUUCUUCAAAUUCUGCUCGAUAUGAAUCUGCUAAAUCACCGGAUAUUAAAAAUAGUUUUGUGGGAUUAGGGGCAGAUUCCAAUUCACCACAAUGGGAUUUUGCUCGAUCUGAAUCUGCUGCACAAGCCCUGCCUGAAUUACCGGGUAUUGACGAUUAUUCUCAGAUAUUCGAAGCAAAGUAUAGAUCCAAGAGAAAGGCAGAUUCUGAUUUACCACAAUGGGAAGAACCUGAUCUCCAUAAGGAUCCUUUACUUCAGCUGAUUUCUCUUCAAAAAGCUUCAGGCUGCUGGGAACUGAACGCUGCUUUGGCGCAAGUGUUUGGAAAGACUGAAGAUGAGCUGACCAAUCAGAAACCAGCACAGGUGGAUGGGUCAGUGUGGGCCACUCUUCUGUCUCUCAUCUGGUUAUACGGCUAUAAAAUACAGCAACAGAUUGAGUGGCAGUUUGUGGCCAUGAAGGCGGCGUCAUGGAUCGGCUCUCAGAACGUGGUCAGUCUGUCUCAGUGUGUGUGUGAUGGGAAUCAUCUACUGGGAUGUCAGGUGAAAGAAGAGACUUUGGGAAUCUGAAGACUUCAGUGUUUCUACUUCCUGUGAUGUCAGGAGGCCAAAGAUCCCUUAUGAAUAUUAAGUUUAUUUACAGUAUUAGCUGUUUGUGUUUUUGCUUUUCAGAUAAACAUGUUUUAGACCAAUUCCUGUUUUUCUUGUCUAGCAGUCUUUAUAGCAUGCAUCUUAAAAUAUAUCAGUGUCAUUGUUUUGUCUCAAGAUGGACACCAAUAGUGUCUUUGGAAGGCUUGUUUUUAAAAACCACUUUUAGAGUCUAAUGAGACUUCUUACUUUAAGACAUAUUUAACUUUUGAAAUGAAAAUUAACAAAUCUGAAAACCUUUAUGUAAAACUGUUUGUUAUAUUUUAAAUGUUUUUAAUUAAAAAUGAUGUACCUUAAAACGA